CUUGUAGUUCUAAUUUUGGUUACAGUCCUUUUUAUUUCAUAAUUAGAGCCGUAAAAUAAUUUUGCAGUCGUAAAUUUAUUAUACUUAGGCACUGACCCAAGGGUAGUUUUACACGUUCUUGUUCAUAUGCGUACCUGAACAUAAGUGUGCAUAUAUACUUAUGUUCAAACACCUAGAACAGUGCUUGUGUUCUGUAUUUUUUAUAUUGAAAUUAUUCAAAAUAUUUUUAUAUUUGACGAAUGUUAGAGAUAUGUGAGAACACAUGAACUUACUGCCAAUUUCCCUUUUCCAUUCAUGUUUAUCAAUUAGGUGAGCACUUUUUUUUUUAAAGCAUUUAAUUAAGCUUCAGGUUUGCACAGAUGUUCAUUUUCACGAAUUCUUAAAUGAUGUAAGGUAUUGUCGGAGUUCUUAGAGUUCUAAACAUUAUAUUGCAGUUAACAUAUGCAAUGGGAUAUCUGUGUGAUGCAUGUGCCUCCAUAUUACAUCCAUUUUAUUUAAAACAAGAUUCUAUUCAGCACGUGUUAAGUCUGGUAAUUAUUGUUAACUUUUUGUUAUGUAUGUAAGUUUCACGAGGAAAGGGAAUUUUGUGAGUAAUUGUUAAAGCUUUUCUCCCUUUAAUCACUUCCUACUUGUCCAUUGCUCACAAUAUGGUUCAGAAAAACGAUGUCUCAGCUAAGUAUCUGGCUUACUGUUAAUAACGAGCUUAAAAGCUUUCUAAAAACUGAACAAAGCUGGCGGAGCACAAAAACAUACAGAAGAAAUACAUUUGGGGAAGAAAUACUAUCUUAUGAGCAAGCAGCUGGAGUUAUUUCUGAACGUGUAGCAGAUGUGUCUCCAGAAGGAGGAUGCCAUUUAGAGUGAGUGUUUAUAAAAAAUGUUGGAUGAUGACGAAGUGACCGAAUGAAUGCAAGAUAUGUGGACUGAGUCUUGAAAGACCCUCUCUGACUCUUCUUUCAAGCUACAACAACAAAAACCUUGUGCAGUAUUGUAGCCACAGAGAGCAUUAUGAGUUCAAAGGAGAAUACACAUUGUCAAAACAGGAUGAAGUUGACCAGUGAAAAGUUGCCCAAGAACCCCUUUUAUACCGCUCUCUCCCAGUAUGGUGCUAAGAACUCAAAAUUCUUCCAGUGGAGGAAGGAAAAGACUGAUCGUUACGGCCAUGCUAAUUUGGUGGAUAAGGCAUUGCAGCUCUUGAAGGAAAGAAUAAGACGGGGGGAUGCUAUGGCAUAUUUCCUACGAGGUCAACUGUAUUUUGAAGAGGGAUGGUAUGAAGAAGCAUUAGAACAGUUUGAAGAAAUCAAGGAAAAAGACCAUCAAGCAACUUACCAGCUAGGAGUAAUGUAUUAUGAUGGGCUGGGGACACCUACAGACGCUGAAAAAGGAGUGGAAUACAUGAAGAAAAUCAUCCAUUCUCCAUGUCCCAAAGCAAGACACCUACAAUUUGCAGCUGCCUACAACCUUGGAAGAGCUUACUAUGAAGGGAAAGGUGUCAAACGAUCAGAUGAGGAAGCUGAAAGACUGUGGCUUUUUGCUGCAGACAAUGGAAAUCCAAAAGCUAGUGUGAAAGCUCAAAGUAUCCUAGGAUUAUAUUAUUCCACAAAAGAACCCAAAGAAUUAGAAAAGGCAUUUUAUUGGCAUUCCGAAGCGUGUGGCAAUGGAAAUCUGGAGUCCCAGGGUGCACUUGGGCUGAUGUAUUUUUACGGACAAGGCAUCCGCCAGGACCCUGAAGCUGCCUUGCAGUGCUUAAGGGAAGCGGCAGAACGUGGAAACGUCUAUGCUCAAGGGAAUCUCGUGGAGUAUUACUAUAAGAUGAAAUUUUUUACUAAGUGUGCUACAUUUUCCAAAAGGAUUGCUGACUACGAUGAAGUUCAUGACAUCCCUACGAUAGCCCGGGUCACGGACUGUCUCCCGGAAUUCAUCACCAGAGGCAUGGCCAUGGCAUCUUUCUACCACGCCCGAUGUCUUCAUCUUGGCUUGGGGGUCACAAAGGAUGAAGCGACAGCGAAACACUACUAUUCUAAAGCGUGCAGUCUGAACCCUGCAUUGGCAGAUGAACUUCACUGUUUACUUAUACAUCAAAGAAUUUAGAUCAUAAUGCAUUUCAACAAAGACCAUCAACCCUGGCACCUUAGAACGGGUCUCCUUGCCAUGUCGCACCAUCAACAGUAUUUCAUAUUUAACAUUAUAAUCAGACGACUUGGAAACAGUCUGCUUUGCUGAAGUACGAAAACUAAGCAGUCACACAAAAAGGCGACGCGCAUCUGGUCUGAGAGAAGGACGGACUGCGCGCUGGAGGCACGGGUUUUCCCUUUUCUUUUACCAAACUGAACAACUGAACAGUCAGAUGACAAUGAAGCACAGUACAUAACUGGGUGCGUUGAAGAUUUUUAUUAUACCAUGCCGGGCAUUCUGCUGUCCAACGAGGCUCUGAAGCGUAUCUGAAAAAUCAGGAUCAGAACCUAGGCCUCACCUGGAAUGUUCUCAAGCAGCUUCUGCUGUGCUCUCUGUUUUGUUUCCUGACUUUGUUCUUCGCUUCUGAUUGUGGUUGGAGGCGCCAAUUUCCCAUGUGGCCAAAAAGCAUCCCGGAAAACGUUGAUGUAGUAAACCAACAUUUGCUCACUGAAAAUCCAGUUCACGGUGUCCCGGAUUUGUCUUUUAAGAGAAAAACGUUUCUUGGAUGACGUUUUGAAAAAUGUUAUCCUCUGUUCUCGCAAGGCAUUUAUCAGUGGGUAGGUUAAGAUACAGCCUGAUCUACACGUUUGAUGAAUAAACUAGGAAUUGAAUUUUUAAA
This is a messenger RNA of Panthera uncia (snow leopard), 2791 nucleotides long. RefSeq names its product LRP2 binding protein (gene LRP2BP). Bases 1006 to 2088 code for a protein of 360 amino acids. Gene Ontology annotation, molecular function: protein binding. The record is from RefSeq and is a predicted model, not a curated record. NCBI's taxonomy places the organism in Eukaryota, Metazoa, Chordata, Mammalia, Carnivora, Felidae. The transcript has 14 exons.